AUGACGGACAUGGGUCCCGCUCCCGAAGUAACGCUCGCAGGAGUGGCAUUGAUCGCUGACACAUUGGCUUUCCUCAAGACAUCGUCGCUGUCCUUUAACCCUGCACCAGUCACAUUUCUCGACGAUUGUCUACUAGUCAUACCGAUUCCGUUCUUCUUUGUGAACACAGCGUUGAACGUGAUCGCGGAGAUCUUUCACGCAAGCGGCUCCGGGUAUCGGGCUGGGGUUCUGCUCCUACAACUCCUCCAAGUCCUUCUCCAGACGCCUAUGCUCAUUGAUGGUCUCCGUCGAUCGACUUUCUCGCCGAAGCAAAGGUAUAAGAAACCGGGACGGGAACUGGUAACUUUUUUGAUCAUCAUCAACCUGGCUAUGUGGGUUGUCUUCACAUUCGAACUAAAGAAAGCAGAUACCCUCGUGGCUGCACCGAAGUUUUUCGGCGAACGUUGGCUCUACAUCGGGCACACAACUGUGCCCCUGAUGCUAUUUUACAGGUUCCAUUCGGCGGUCUGUUUCGCGGACAUCUGGAAGAGUGCCUACGAGAAAGAAGAGGACUGA
Messenger RNA from Galendromus occidentalis (western predatory mite), 555 nucleotides. RefSeq names its product proton channel OtopLc-like. Gene Ontology annotation, cellular component: membrane. Lineage: Eukaryota; Metazoa; Arthropoda; Arachnida; Mesostigmata; Phytoseiidae. The coding region runs from base 1 to 555 and encodes 184 amino acids. The record is from RefSeq and is a predicted model, not a curated record. Gene Ontology annotation, biological process: proton transmembrane transport. Gene Ontology annotation, molecular function: proton channel activity. The transcript has 5 exons.